AUGGCCGAAGAGGACCCCCAGCCGCAGCCGGACCAAGGGGCGACGAGGAGCCUGCCCGGCCUGCUCCUCCCCGGGCUGCAGGGCGCUGAGGCCAGUGCCCUGCAGCUCCGGAUCAAGAACUCCAUCUGGUGAGGAGUCGUUCAUCUACUGCUGUGUGCAGCAUUUGACACUGCUAGAGCACUGUACAUUACAUGUAAUGCAGUGAGCAGGUAGAUUAUUAAAUCACUGCUGAAAGGGUUACAUAGUUCAGUACAGGAAUAUGCAAUACAUGCAUCCCAGUAGUCCCGCAUGCAAACGACGUUUUAAACAAAAUAUUAAAUCAUCAUGAACAAGUAUAGGAGACUAACCGGCUGUGGUUGGCCACUGUUUAAGCAGGAGUUGUGUAGUGAAGGCAGUGAACUGCAAUUUUAAGUGGCUAAAAUCACGGUGCAGAGAAUGAUCAGUAGGCUGAGUAAUCUGGCAGAUUACUUGUAUUUUGAAGUAGACCAAUACACUAAUAAUAAUAACCAUUAAAGAUGGCUGGACAGAAAUACAGAAGCCCUUAAUGGCAAUAUUGUAAUGAGCUGAUAUCAAGAAAGGUUAAUAUUAAUUAAAUUUGUUCAAGGUCUGUGAUUUUGUUUAUUAUUUUUUUUAAUUAUCAUUGAAUUGUUGUAUUAUAUCAAAUAAAAAUAGACAAUAACGCAGUGAUACCAGCAUUAUAUAAUAGGUAUUGGCCUACCUGCUUUCUAGUUAAGGAUAUAAGCGAUUGAAAACUGGCAUUUGCUAUUAUUGUUAGGCAGAUGUCAGGUAAACGUAAUUGAGUAAAAGCGCUAUCUCCUUCACCAAUAUUAUGUUUAACUAUCAAAGAGUAGUUCAUGGAGGUACUUGGCCAAUAGUGUCUAAUUACAGUCCUGACUCACAAACAUUUCACCAGAAAAUAUCACUUUAGAUAUUUAUAUUUUAUCUAUUUAUUUGUACCAUGUUGCCUAGCAAGGAGUCCAGAGCAUAAACACUUUGUCUGAUGAUGUCUUCAGCUGGUUUGUCAUUUUCCAUUCAGGCUGAGGGGUGAAGGAAUGGCACUGAGGGGAAGUGCAGCACAUAGGUGGUGAACAUAGGUGAACUGAUGUAUCAUGAAUGUGUAGAGCUGGGCUGGCUUUGCUGACUAAGCUGUCUUUAGUUUUCCUUGAUUAAUCUUAUUGAUCAGCUCCGUCUUUUUAAGAUGUUGACAGUCCUGAGGUACUUGUGCUUGACUUUCAAAGCUUUUCAAAAGCACGAGUGACCGCCACUCUUAUCCAAAUGUAUUUUAUUUUACUAUAUGAGUAAAGUUACAGUCUCAAAAUGCUGUUCAGGUAAAUAUUUGAACUAGAAAAACAACACAAGUCUAAAUAUAAAUGAACCCCUAAUAUUAAUCUGGUCUUUAGUUACAGUAAUUUAUGCCUAAUAGGUCUGUCAGAUCUGCCUCUUAAUGUCUUUUCAUGAAUAGUUAUUGGUUUAAGGCACCAUGACAGUAAAACCACAUUCACUCUUUCUGACUGCUUUCACUCAAAGUUCCCUCUAUUUCUAUUGACUAAACACUCUAAUUAUGAAUGAACCAGCUGUACUCAGUGACUGGACAAUUGACUUGACUUCUCAUGCCAAAUGAAACUGUGAUAUUAUUCUGUUUACCCAGAUUACUCUCAUUUCAUUAAGUAAAAAAAAGAGUUUACUUCACUCAGAUGCCUUUAAUUACUCUUAAAUAUUUAUUUUCUUUUGCUUCUGGAUAAACCAACAAGCUUUUUUACUGACAUAAUCAAAGCUAAAUGUUUUUGGUUUGUAAUCAUACUUGGCUACAAAUGAAUAGAGCACAUGAAAUUAUCAGCUUUUGAUAAAGAAGACAAGUAUCAGUGUUAAAUUUAUGGAAUAAAAACGUAAAAUUGAGUCAAAUAAGUAAAAUGCAAGGACUGCUGGAAGAGUGUUUGAGAGUCAAGAUCAACGGUAUGAGAAAAUGACAAUUUCUUAAACAACAGUUGUGUACCCUGUCCUUUGUUUAUGUUAUUUAAGGCCAUGAAAGUAUCAGGUAUCAAGAAUCAGAAAAAACACCAUUACUUUUACAACAGACAGCAAAGAAAUAGCUGAACAACUAGAGAGCAUAUCAGUUUAGAACUGAAUUUUAUUCAAUCGAAACCUCAACAUCAAAUUUCUCCUCAUUAUGUUGGGAUAUUGACUUUGUCCCUGAGAGCAUAGUGAUGUCUCGUCAUCAGUGCUGAGACACAGGUGAGCACUUUCUGUCUAAAUCAACAGGGGGUAACACCUAAAAAAAAGCUUUUUUAUGACCAACAAAUUGAUUUAAUAUUGAUAGUUUGCUUGAUAAUCAGUGGGGACGGUUUGAUCCUCUGCCCAAAAUAUUGGGCGGCAUGUUCCUACCAGUCAUGUGGAUGUGCACACCUACGUCCGUGGUUAGUCCUGUCCCCAAUAUCUUUAACCCUUAAGAGGAUUAGAUCAUGAAUGUUGACGUUCACCUUAAUGACCUGUUUCUGAGACGAUGGUUACAGCGUGAGACAGUCUGAGGGGUUAAGAUGUCCAUAAUCAUAACUUGAAAACAAGUGAUAUUGAAGAGGGAGCUGAUUUUCAUUUAAUGAAAGGCUGAAUUUCCUGAGUAUAUAAAUCCCACAAGGUGAUAACAGCAUCUCAGUCUUUCUUACGUUUUCCAAUCUCAGUUUCAGGUGUUGUUGAGUUUACCUGGCUCCCAGAUCUGCUCAGAAACAGAUUAAUGACGGCCUUUCCUGGACUGGGAAAUCCCCAGCCCCCCCUGGUAACAGUGAAUUACAGGGAACUUUUCCUGUCAUGGGCUUAGAGCGUCCCCUGAUUCUGACCUGUCUAAAUUCAACCUGCCUUCUGUCUUACAGUCAACAACAACUUGACUUGUCUGCCACUUAAGACCCAAACAGGCUUGAAUAGGUGUUGUGUGUAUCCGGUGUGACUCAUUGUGGCUCUUUCAUUCAUUUGCAUCAGUCUGGAGAUUUUGAAUGAGUCUCCUCUCUUCAUGCUUUUUGGCCUUGUAUUGCACAUGACAUUAAUUGGGUUAGAUUAGUUAGUUUACACCUUGUCAGAAUUUCAUUUGUGCACACUACCUAUAAAGAAUGGGUGUGAAAAGCCCUCUAAAUAAUGUUAGUUGUGUUGUAUUAUGUAUGUUGUUAAUUGUCUAAUGGCUUUAGCAUAGAUGAAUGGUACAAAUUUUCCACUUGUGGGACAAUUAAGUUUAUCUUAUAUUAUCUUAUCUUACAAACUUGAGGAGACAGGAGUUUUUGCAUAUCUACAAAUAUGUUGCCAUGAAAACAAAAUCUUAAAGUAAUUGAGUGAAAUAAUUCUGCCAAAAUCUGCUAUCUAGAUCCAAUUAAAACAGUGUCAGAAAAGAUGUGGAGUAGAUUUACUGUUUGCCUGCUCAUGAAAACUCUGUCCUCUGUAAUAAAAGUCCAUCUGUCAAAGACAAUGUUACCACACUGUCUCUCUCCCUCCCUCUGUUUUUACAUAUGACAACAUAUGUUCCUGGCGUGGGAUAUAUGACCUGAGAGAUGCUGCAGGGAGGGUUGACACAUACCAAACAUUCCUCCGCUUUAUAAAUAAAUACACUUUAGACACAAGUCCUCAUGUUACACCAGCUUCAUACUAAUUUAUACUUUGUCUCUGUUUUUUCAGCAAAUCCGUUCAGUCAAAGGUGGAAAACAUUUUGGUGAGUAUUCUUGACAUGUUUUUCCCCCCUAAUACAAGAAUUUUAAUUGAACUUUUUUUUGGCUGUUCUUAACAUAUAAGUUUGAUUUGUAAAUAAUUUGUCGUCCCAUCGUGUAAGAAUGAAAUGCUAUUGUUUCAUGAUUGACUUGUGUGUUUUUGGUAAUAUCUUAAAGUAAGGGGCACAUCAAUCUGAAGCAGAUUACAAGCAUCAGCCUUUAAGGAGUUUUGCUAGUGGAGUCAUUUGGCACAUUCAAGACUCAAAAAGUCUUUGGGGUUUCUUUACUCACAGAGUGUUCGUUUUUGUUUAUGUAUAUUUUUCUGAAACAGAGAUGGUUUAAGACUUGUUAAGAUCUCCCAAAAUGGAUUAAACUUAGAAAUCACAGUACGUAAGCUCAGUGUGAAGUCUGUGAGAGGGACCGGUGAAUUCAAGGACACAGAUACUGAUGUGUAGUGGGUCUCCAUGAAUGAUGAUGAGGGAUUAACCUCUGACGGCAGAGUCAAGAAUAGGUCAGAUAUUCUUUCAGUAAACCAGGGUCAUAUAGUCGUCUUUCCUAUCAAUGGAGUACAAAUCAGAGUAAGGCAACUUGAAUUACCCCCAGAGAGAAUACCCAUCUCAGAAGACUCCUCAUAGUGAGAAAAUCUUUGACAGAAGAUAUCAUGGCAAGCUUAUUUGCUGAUGAUAGAUCAGAGCUUUUAAGAUACAGUUGAAUCCACGAGAUCACAAAAUUAAGAGUUAUCAGUUAAGUCACCAUUCUUUACAAUAAAAACAAGCUGCUCUCGCAUAGUUAGCUGAAACCAGAAUCACAAGGUGUUUGUGGCUGAAAAUUCACUGCAGUAAUUAGUAAGCAAACAAACUAGCAGGACAUAAUUGUUGAAAUAAAGUUUGAUUUGAUUUGAUAAUUAAUGCCCCAGUUGUUGAGGUCAGAUAUUCUUUCAGUAAACCAGGGUCAUCUAGUCAAAUGUUAACUACCCUUUCUAUUCUUGUAGUGAUGAAUAAUAGCACUUCUCAAGGGCAUCAAUCUGAGUCAUGCACUGAUGAAAUAAUGAUUCACUUUUAUAAAUGUGAAUCAGUCUGCUUCAUGGAAGGCUUUGCAUUGAUUGAUAAUAAACAGAGGGCUCAGACUGGUUGGCUACAUUACAGUGACAGUAAAACUCAAGUUAUAGCAUCCAACCAUUACACUACUUGGAGCAAAAAUGAAUAGCAUAUGAAUGAAUGAGCUUUACAAGCUUGUGAAACAGCCCUGUGGGCUUGAAGGAAACGUCCUCUUCGUUUCCUGUGUAUUUUCUCACAUGUGGCAGAAAUUGACGAUAAAAAGCUUGAAUCUUACAAGGGUUGAUAGUGGAUUUUGUUACCUUCUGUGCCAAAGCCAAGCUCCCUCUUUUGUCUUAUUCUUCUAGCUAAAUAUGCUAAACGAAGCUAAGCUAACCAUCAGCUGAUUCCAGUUUUGUUUUCAACAGAUUGAAAUGAAAGUAGUAUUUUGCACUCUAUGUUACAUGUCCCUGGACUGCAUUUCAUUUCAGCCCCGAAUCCUUCACAGACCUGUAGUGGUCUACUGUUGUUUAUCGACACCUUUGGCUGUAUCGUGAUUGAUGAUCGUGAAGGACAAGUUCUAGAGCCUCAUACCUUCUCUGGUGUCUCAUUUAAAAUGAUUAGAGUGCAUGACAGCAGUGACAUCAGAUAACCCAUAAAACAAAAUAAAAAUUUUGUGUGACAAUUUAUUGAUCGGAACAAAACUACUUUUAUUAAGUAAUUUAUAAAAUUAUGCCAGUAAGAUACUUGUGAUGUGCUUAUAUUGGCAAAUGGUAUCUUAAAUGAUAGAAUAUCACUUAUUCUGUAUAUGAACUGCAUCUUCACAACAAUGGGAUGAAACAAACCCUGUCUUAACCCAGUGCAUGUAGUAUAAGGGUAUGCCAACCUCUAGUUGUACAAUGCACCGCCUCAUCGUUGAUAUUUAGUGACUGAAAUGAUCUCUGCAUGAAGUUUGUGUUCAGAUUAUCACAAUUUCCUGUAUCAAGGUUAAGUGAGUUGACUAUGUAGAGCUGAUGACACAUUUGCAUACAAUCAACGGUAGCCCCAAGUAGUGAGUCGCACUGAAGAGACCAAGUUUCAGCAGGACUCCAUUUGAAAGACAGUCCUCCGAAGAGACUGACUCUGAGAGUUUACAAGCCUUAUGCAUAGAGUUUACUUGAACUUACAUAUAGUCCUUAUGGUGGCUUGGUGUCUGUGUUAGCUGCGGUUCCCUAACAACCAAGUAGUUAAAGAGAGAAGACACAGAGGACAGCAUUUAUUCUUAGGAGCCAAUUGAGAGAGUGAAUAUUUCUGAGUGAAGACAUGUGUCUGCACACUCACAGUGCAGCGAGCUGUCUCGGCAGAAAGGCUAACAGCAGAGGAUUUUAGUUCACCUUACACGCUCCCUGCUCUGUCUCCUAUGUGUCUGUCUGUCUGCAGACACUCUAUGUGUUUGCAUGCUUGUGUGUCUACACCGUCUAAAUCAAUCCAGUAUUUUUAUGUCUCAUACUCAUAUACACUGUCAGGCUUCCAAAUGCCCCACGUUGUCCUGCUUUUCUCUCUUUAUUUAAGAGAUGGUUUGGUUAUGAACUUUGGUGCUAAUGCUAACACCAAACAUGACCCUCUUAACCUGAAACCAAAUUUGGUGGAAAGAUACGAUGCCCAGCAAUGCCGUGGUACAGUUUUGGGCUUAUGAUGGACAUUUUUUAUUCAGGAAUUAAUGCAGCAGCAAAAGGGAGACUGUUUUUAUUCAUUGUUAUUCCUUGUUACAGCCUUGGGGGUUAUGCUAGCAGAUGCUAAUGUAGCCCCAAGCAGAACCGAAGAGUGGAUCAGAGAGGUCCACUGAACUAAAACUUUUUACUCCAUUUUACUUUCCAUUUGUAAUGCUGACCAUGGCUGAAGUGAAACCCCUCUAAAAUUUAGAUCUUUAGCUCACUUCAGGAGUGAGCUAAAGUUCGGGCAGUAACAGCGCUCCCUCACUGAUGUGUAGUAGGAACAGUAUUUACAAUGGUCAGCAGUUUGGCAUGGUGGCACAUCAGCAUUCUCACGUUUGCUUAAAAUAUACAGGUGCAGCUUAAAAAACUACAAUGUCCUAAAAAGUUAAUUUUCCCCAUCAUUUAAUUCAAAAAGUAAAACGUAAAAAUAAAAAAAGAAAUGACAAAACUACUGCAUCAGUGCAAUAUUUACAAGGGGGCAAUCACUCUGUGGCUCUGCUGGGGUGUUAUCGAAGCCCGGGUUGUUUUGAUAGCACAUUCAGCUCAUAAAUGUUGUUGACUCUGUGUCUCUCAUCUUUCUCCUGACGCUACUCCAGAGAGUCUCUAUGGGGUUCAGGUCAGGCCAGUAGUCUGGCCGAUCAGGCACAGAAGUACCGCGGUCAGCAAACCAGUUUAGGUAGUUUUUUAUCUGCUGUAGGCAGGUGCCAGGCUCUUUUGGAAAAGGAAGUCUGUGUCUUCACAAAGCUUCUCAGCAGAUGGAGGCAUAACAUACUCUUAAAUGUCCUAGAAGAAUUCGAGCUGCCUUAAAUCUUGACUUGAUAUGACACAAUAGACUGAUACCAGUAGAUAGCAUGGCUCUCUAAAUCAUCUCAGACUGUAAGACUUCCCGCAGGAUUUCACCUUGGAUUAUGUGCUUCACCAAUCUUCCUCCAGACUCUGAGACCCUGAUUUCCAAGUAAGAUGUAGAUUCAUCAGACUACAGGAUUUUGGACCCCUAAGCGGUUGUUCAGUUAGCCCAUCUCUGGUUUAGGAGUGGCUUGACAGUAGCAACACAACACCUGUAGCCAAUUUCCUGGACACAUCUGUGUAGCGGCCCCUGAUGCACUCACUCAAGCCUCAGUCCACUCCAAGGUCUUCAAUCUGCAGUCAUCUUUGUUGCCUGCGCACCUUUUCCUCCCACACUUUUCACAUCAUCCAACUUUUAUUAAUUUGCUUUGAUACGGCACUCUGUGAACAGCCAUCCUAUUCAGCAUUGACCUUGUGUGGCUUACGCUCCUUGUGUAGGGUGUCAAUGAUCGUCAAGUGUCAAGUCAGCAGUGCCCCCCAUGAUUGUGGUUGUGUGUACUGAACCAGAGUGAAAGAAGAAAUGUACAAGAAACUUUUGUGUGUGUUUAGUUUAUUAGCUAUUCAGAGCUUCUUUUUUCAGGACUGAAGGAACUGAAACUGGACUUUUCCACAAUAUACUAAUGUUUUGAGAUAGUAGAUCUUUUAUUUUCAUGAACCGUAAGCAGGAAUCAUCAAGAUUCGAGCAGAAAAGUCUUAAAGUAUUUCCUUUGUAUGUGAUGUAUCUAAAUUAUAUGGUAGUUUCACUUUUUGGAAUAAAAUUAAGUGAAAAAUGAGCUUUUUCAGGACAUUUAAAUUUUUUUAGCAGCACCUGUUUACUACAGCUUCUGCAGCAAAUAAUGAAAUGCCAGGAUAUUACUGCUGUCUAGGCUGAAGAUGACAUAAUAUGAGAAGGAUAGACAUGCAUCAAAGGGUCAAGAUAGGUUUUGAACCAUGGGUGAUGUGUUGAGGACUGUGGCCUCUUUAUAUAAAAUGCUUUCACUACCAGACAAACUAGCACCCUAAAUGAAAUAAUCUGCAUUAUUUUCUUCUCUGUUGCAAACUUUCUGAUAACACUCAUGGUAUUGUUCUUGCACUUCAGCUGUUACAGGAUUACCUUUAUGAGGAAUACUUCUUUGUUUCAAUGAUUGACAAAGGCCAAAUGUUAAACGUUUUUUUCUGUUGUUGUUUUUACAGCAAGAUGUUGAGAAGUUCUCAGACAUCGAAAAACUCUACCUCUAUCUCAAGUUGCCUUCUGGUCCCAGCAGCAGCAGCAGCACUGAAAAAAGGUCAGAAUACAGCUGCUGAUGACAAAUAAAUGACUAAUAUAGAAAAUUAGCUACAAUCAUACACACCUACACAUAGAUAAAACACACAGGAAUAGUCUAGUCAAGGAUAAGAGGCCAGAGUUGUUUUACUGUUGGUGCUUUUGUGUUUUGUUGAAUUACUCAACAAUCAAUAUCCUUUCAGUGACCAGAGCACCCUGUCCUCCAGCCGCACGCAGCAGAUGCAUGCCUUCAGUUGGAUCCGCAAUCAUUUAGAGGAAUAUCCUGAGACGUCUCUUCCAAAACAGGAAGUUUACGAUGAAUACAAGUAAGUUCAAACUGGGUAACAUAUUUGCUACCGCACACACAUUAAUGUAGUAACCAAUCACUUUCAAGCUGAGACUUUAAUGUUACUCUCCAAACACAAACACAAGCUCAUUUUUCCCCAUUACUUCAGUAUAAACUACAUUUUGUACCUUUAUUUAAAUAUUCUUCAUCAGAGUUGGACCUUUGAAUGGAUAACAGCUUCUGAUGUGUGAGAUUCUUGCUCUGGUGGCAGGAGCAUCAGUAUAAAUAGACACAGCCGGCAUGGGAAUCACUGAGAGCAACAUGUGUUGGUAAUAUUAGAAUGGAAAGUCUGAGACAGCCAUUGAAAUGUUCUGUCAACGUUAUGUAACUGUCUUUUUAACUCUAGCAGAUCAAAAAUACAGAGGCCUCCAGAAAUAUUGGCGCCUUUCAGAUAGACAGGUGAAAAGGCUUUAAGUAGAUGAUACGUGCUUCAACAAAACAUUGUGUUAUGUGAAGUAACACUUUAAAAAGAGACCAACAAAAACUUUUUUCAAACCUUUUUACAUACAAAAUGUUUGAAAACUCAACAGGAAAGAUCCUGUGAACUUUUAUAAAGUCUUUUGUCGUAUAUGACAGCUGAUACUAACACAUUACAGAACUACUAAGCACUUUCUGUUUAAUGGGAAUGUCUGAUAUGUGUGUCACUCAGAGUACUUUGCAUGUUCUCAUUUACAAAAGUGUCAAACUGUGAGCCACCAUUAAACUAAAGUGUUACAAUUCCACCCCCAUAACUUGACUUAUUAGACACUGAAACCUGCAGGAGCUGAGUUUCCUGACCACUCAAGACAUCAAUACAACACAGACAUUUUUCCCUGUUAUGAGUUAUUAUUUACUUGCAAAUUCAUCCAGCAGUUGUAGAACAACACUUUUGUUCACUUGUUUAAGCGCUCUCAUUUAGCUCAGUUUAUAUACAGUAUAUGUAUAUACACAUAGAUAGAUAGAUAGAUAGAUAGAUAGAUAGAUAGAUAGAUAGAUAGAUAGAUAGAUGUAUCUAUAUCUAUAUCUAUAGAUAGAUAGAUAGAUAGAUAGACAGAUAGAUAGAUCUAUAUCUAUAUAUCUAUAUCUAUAGAUAGAUAGUUGUUUUUCACAGAUUUUUUUCUCUGACUGAGAAAAACUUCUGCAAUGGAACAUUUAUGAUAAGUUUUUAAAAACCAAAACAGUAAUCUGAAGAACACGAGAGCCGAUAAAUCACAAAAAAAGUUGCCAUAAACAUCAGGAAACAAGUGGUGGUGAUUAAAUACUUACAUGGCCUCACGCUGGACAGCGGUGCAAAUUAAUCAGUGAAGUCAGUUUGGUUAUGUGGUUUGAGGAUUCAGCGCAUUAAGUAUAGGUUAAUUUAAAACUGUGAAGUUUGUUUUUCUUUCUUACAUUUCAUCUGUUUUUGAAUGCAUUUCAGGAGCUUCUGUGACAAUCUGAACUACCAUCCGCUGAGUGCUGCAGACUUUGGAAAAAUGAUGAAAAAUGUCUUUCCCAACAUGAAAGCGCGUCGACUUGGCAUGAGAGGGAAAUCUAAAUAUCCUUUACUGGAAUGGGUUUAAACUGUCUGGCCUCUGUCUCUGGUCACAGACCAUCUGCUGUGGCAGUUCAUAAGCUCUCUAAAUAUAGAUGUGAAAUGAAAUAAAGUCCCCUCCGCCUCAGAAGCACAAGCAUAAUACAGUGAGGCCCCUCAGGGGGAGUCUGCGAUUUUGACCUUCAUGAUGCGAUUGUGUCCUUUUUUUGCCCUUUUUGCCCUUUUGACAUUUGGCAAAUGAAAGUAGCAUGAUGUUAGGUUGGAUCACGAGCCAUAAACGUCUGUGCUAUGAUGUAAAAAACUUGAAAUGUUGGCUGACAAUGGAAUUGGCUGUAUUUAGACUCAACUCAGAAAUAACCAAGUAUGAGAAGUAAAUACAGUGUGUAGACUGAGGUGUCUGCCUGUUAUCACUGAAUCACAUAAACAGAUUCCUUUCAUACCACAUCACUUCAUCAAUGAUAUGAAGCAUACUGUAGUUCAAGAUUACUGCAGUUUUGAAAGCAUUCAGAAAGUAAGGAGACUGUUGUUUGGUAAAUUUAAUUAGGAGGCUUCAGUCACAGUUGGAAAAACUCAUGAUACCAGAGUGUUUUUAAAAAGAUCCAUUUAAAUUUACCUAGGAUAACACAUUUUUUUGUCACUAAUGUGAGAUGUGUUACAAAGUUCACCCUUUGAAUCAUUUGAGGCAGCAAAUAUUUAAUGACCUGAGAUGCCUGAGAAGCCAUUCAGUCUUAUUAUCCAUGGCCUCAGUCAACACUUUGAUUCACUGCAAAACCUGCCCUGGUUGUGUUUUCUCUCUUCAAAAUGAUUAACUUUGGAGAAAGAGUAAAAGGCAAAGCACAAAACCACAAUAAAACACUGAAAAGUUUUAGUGCUGUUUGAAGGAGCAGAUUGUGGUACAACAAAAGAACCUGGAUUAUAACACUUGUUGUUUCAGACUUAAUUCAAGAUACCGCUAAGAGUGUCUUAAUCAUGCUGUCAUGACAUUAUUUUUAUGGUUGUUACUAUUAUGUCUUGUUUUCCUGGAUUUGUCAUGUUUUGGGUCUUAACACCAGUUUACAUAUUGCUAUAGUGGACUAAGAAAGAGGCCUUUUGUUCACAUGCCAUCCUUACCCACCCUGGAUAUCCACAAAACAGGAGAUGCAGUAAGCAUUUACAUUCUCUUAAUGAUGUUUCAUUACAUUUCUUUUUCAUUUUGAUAUGCUUUUUUUGCCUCAUCACCCUCACAACUGCCUCUUGUAGCUUCUCUUAUAUAUUUAACCUCGUAUGUCAUAUGUGUAGCUCCAGUGUGAUCUCCUGGAGUCAGUUGGGCAGCUGAGCAACAUAAAGGAGGAGGUGCGAUUUGCAGCGUGUGAUCUGGUGUGUGAAUGGGCCCAGAAGGUGCUGAAACGCCAGUUUGACGCAGUUGAGGACCUGGCCCGCUUCCUGAUUGACAGCCAUUACAUCAGCAACAAGUCUUUGGCAGCUCUCACCAUUACAACAGGCACGGCAACAGGUAAGUCUCAGGCCAUGUCUGAGUCAUGCCUCCAGUGUGUAGACACACAGUGACCUCUGGUGGAAAAAGGCUGUUACUGCUCAUUUAUCUAGGCAGCCGCUCCCUUGAGGAUAGUUAAAAUUUGUGGUUCAAGUGUCUGAAACCUUUGCUUUUUUGUAGUUUGCUGGUAAAAUAUAUAUAUGUAAAAUUUUUAGUAUAGAAGGAGAAACCUAGUUAUUCUUACAGCCACUUCAUUUACAGAGAGUCUCUGCAAAUCGAUGGGUGAGGUACAAAACUGUAUCAGAAAUUCAACAAGUGCUCUUACAUUUUAUAAACAGGACCAAAAACAAAUGUUUUCUUUUUUUUAUUUUGUCUAAUUUUUAAUAGGUUGCCUGAUUGUAAACUCUCAUUUAUCUAGCUGUAUUUCUUGUACUUCUUGGUUCCCAUUUGUCAGCUAUUUUCAGUGCUUAAACCAUUUUUCUUACAUGUGAUCAUUUUUGCCCGUCGCUGAUAUUAUUGAAAAUUUUAUGUUCGUAGUUUGUUUCUUUAGGCUCUUUCCAGACACUUAUUUUGCUUCACAUUCAUAUUUAAUGAUUUAGAUUUUUUUCAGAUCUCAACACAUUUUAGUUGUAUGCAGUGGUUUUGGAUUGAUUUGUUAAAAUUCAGUGAAAUAACAUUUGAAGGUGCUAUAUCAAUUGAUCAAAUUGUAUCAUUCAUGUAACCCCAGUUUACAAAGAUAACUUAAGACGUUUUGAUGAAUUUUUAAUAUUUGAUUAUCAACAUACAUAAAUUACUCCUCUCCUUUCUGCAGAGGUCCAGACUCCUCCAGCAGUCUCAGCAUUUGUCCCCACUGCCGAGGCACACACCUUUCAACCUCAUUUGACGACGCUGUCCUCACCUUCUAUCGAUGCAAAGCAGCAGCUUCAGAGAAAAAUACAGAGGAAACAACAGGAGCAGAAGCUGCAGUCACCUUCACCUGGAGAGGGACAAGCCAAGAAGGCAGACGAUGGAUUACCUUGUGCUAGUCCCGCCCCAUCAUCACCCCAGCAAACCAUCGGGAUUGUGGUUGCUGCUGUACCGAGCCCUAUCACGGUGAGAAAGCAGGAGUCCUCUUAGCUACACAUUGUAUUUAGUUAACAAAGAGAAAACUGAAAUAGAUUUAAGUAAAUCAAAAGCAUGUAAAGAGUAAACCUUCAUCUUUUACUUUUAGAUGACUAUAAUGUUACUUCAUAGACUACUUUUAAAAAGGCUGAUAAAAUGAGUCUGUUGUAUUUGCUACGUCAAAAUGCUCUGACAUGUCAGUGACUCAUUUUGUUCAGAAAUAAUUGUGACUUAUUUAUUAUUUCAAGAUAAUCUCAGAAAUCUUUAAACAUAAGAAGUCAUAAAAUGAUUCAUUAGGGUUUAGUUAUCAUAGCUUAAAUAAAAAAUGUGUCUGUCAUUUGCACUUAACAGUAAAUCAGGCUCAAGAAAGUUUUGAAAAGCCAAAAUAUUCAUAGAUGAUAUGAAAAUGGUCCUUUUUCAUUUUUUUGCUCUUAAAAUAUCCAUGAUUUUAUAAUAGUGCUAUUCCCGAAAGCUGUCAUGCUGUUUGAAUGUCAGAUUUUCUCUCUCUCUUUGUUGAGUGCUUCCUACCUCAACAUUUUUGUACCUGUUGUGUGACAAAUGAUGAUAUGACUGAAUAUCCAAGACUUUCCUAAAAAUGAUUUAUGAGUCAUCUUUCUAACUAAGGAUUUAAUUUUAAUAAUUUAUUAAUGCUACAAAAUUCUUACCAUGUUAUAGUAUGAUACUAACCUGAAAAAUACUGUUUUUAAGUUGACAGGUCAAAGAAAUUAUCCAACAUGUCGUCAUGUUCUUUUGUUCUUUUCUCAUAUUUAUUGGUUUUCUUCCUUUACCCUGUAGGCUCAACGAGGGCGGCAGCUGAUGUCUCCCAGUCCAAUGGGAUCAAUUGAGAACAAAAUGUUGCCCAUCAACUUCCAAAUGGUUACCCAGCCAGUUCAAGCAGUGAAGCAGAGUCCAAAAACCCCACAAAAUAUCCUUACAAGUCCUGCUGGAGAACGCUCUGCUCGGCAACGCUAUGCACAAAUCCUGCCCAAACCUUCACCUGCUAUCGCUUUGCGUUCGUCCUCCACCAUGAUCAUUGGCAACAGUCCCAUAAAGACUGUGAUGACCACUUGUCAUGUCAGCCCAGUCAGUUUGGUGAAGAUGACAGCCAUAUCGCUCACACCUAACAGCUGCAGCACCACUUCCCUCACAGACAGUAUUCUGCGGCCAGCAUCAGCAGGCAUAAGCAGCACUUCACUUACAGAGGAUAGCAGCUUCAAUCAAAGCCUGAGGAGUGUCUCUGCAGUCCCAACUCUGGCCCCGGUGGCCAGACCUGGACCGACCACUGACACUUCUACCAUUGAUGUAGAAAUGGAAGUAGAAGCUAUACAUAAAAUCAGCCAAAUGCAAAAUCCUAGCAGUGUAGUUUUGACUCAAGGUGCAGUGGCAAACAGAGCUGGAGGGUCGAUACAGAGGGCUGCAAGUGUGCCUAUACCUCAGACUAAAGGCUUCCUUGGUCUGGAGGAAACAUCAAACACCACUGAAUGCAAUUCAAAGUCCUCCUCAAGUGCGAUCACUGUGGCAGCUGCAGAAAGCAGCAGAAAUAGCUCUAAUGCUAAUAAUAUGCACUUCAUCCCUUCGUCUCAAAACACCAGAACAGCUUCUUUACUGAACACCAGCAGAGCUUCAUCCUUUGGGGAAAGCACUAGUGUAACAUCAGCAAAGGAAGUUUUAUUGGCCACUAAAAGCCUCAGGAAGCGCUCAGGCCUCAGUCCUGACCUUUCCCCAGUCAAAAGGGCUUUCAUGCCCCAGCAGCCAGCUGAGGGGACCGCAGGUCCUGCAUAUGGGACUAGAAACACGUUUGUUAACAUUCUCAGGCCUGGAGCUUCAACUAGACCCGAAAGUGCACCUGCAACCAGGGAAGUAGAAAUGAACUCUUCCUCCAAGGACCACGGGCUGUGCACUUCCACUUUUAGAGCCAGUGGCUUUUACUCUGUUGCCAAAACAGCAAGCUUGAUGCCGAGGAAAAACACUUCCAUUGUUGUGGAAACUAGCACCACAGUCAGUCAGGCAUUAACACAGCAACAGCAGGGGCACACAGUGGCCAUCCAUAACAACCACGGCUUCCAAAAACAACCAGGUAUGAAUGACAUUGCUUUAAGCUCCAACCAACAACAACAACAACAGCAACCACAGCAACAGAGCUACAUGCAGUCUCACCCUGCUACUGAAGCCUUAGAUUUCUUCAACCAAGCUGCACCAUCGAGCCAGCUGUCUAUGCAGACCGACAUGGACUACUUUUCUUUCGAAGACGACGUGACUCAGGACAGUAUAGUUGAGGAGCUGGUGCAGAUGGAGGAGCAGAUGAAGCUCAAUAACAUGCAGGGGUUUGGAGAUUGUGUCACACUACAGGGACAACAGGCUGUGAUGUCAGACAAUAACAUAUCUGCCAAUCAGACCAUGACUACGUUUUAUCAUGCUGCAAACAGCAGCAGCGGCAGCAGCAGCAACCCGAUUAAAACUCCAACACCCACACCCACAUCAGAAAUUAUGGGAGGAGCCCCAGGCCUCACUGGAGAGAGCCCCUGCUCCCACAUCGCCUCCACCACCCCAGUGGACAGCGCACUGGGAAGCAGCCGUCACACCCCAGUCGGUACUCCUCACUCUAACUGCAGCAGCAAUGUGCCUCCUAGUCCAGUGGAGUGCAGAAACCCAUUUGCAUUCACACCCAUCAACUCCAGCAUCACUGGUUUCCAUGACGGCAGCACUGUCUCGAGCAGCCCCGUCAAACCCAUGCAGAGACCGAUGGCCACCCAUCCAGACAAAACCAGGCUGGAGUGGAUGAACAACAGUUACAACAGCAACAGCAGCGGUAGCUUAAAUAAGUCAAACAGCGGUGUGGGAAUCCUCCCUAGCUAUCAAGGCCUGAUAGGUGACCAGUUUCAAAAACCUCAUGCCUUUGCAGUCCCUCAUGCAAGGCACCAUGACAAUCACUUUGGCCGCUUGACUCCCAUCUCUCCUGUGCAGCAGCAGGUGGCCAGCAUGGCAAAGCAGGAAGGAUUUGCAGUGCCAGCCCCUCUGGAUAAUAAGACCAAUUCACCUGCUUUUCGAUGUCGAAGUGUGAGCCCUGCUGUGCAUCAGAGGAACUUUACAGGAAUCACAGGAAACCUUCCACAUAUCCCUCGCUCAGUCGUGUCUCCCUUUAACUCUCCCGUGACACCUGAAGUGUUGAAUAUCUUUGCUAACAGUCAGCCUAAUCUCGGGGUAAGCAGCAUGGCCCAGAGGAGUCACUCUGUGCCACUCAAUGUCAUGAUGCAGACAGAGGUCCUGCCUGCUCCAGGUCAGCAAUGCAGCAGCAAAAACAUCACCAGUGUCCUUCUGAGCAAGCUGGAUGGAGGACAUGAUGACACUGUGCGGGGUUUGGGCAUUAAUAAUUUAACAUCUGGCUACACAGCACGCAUGAACCUUACCCAGAUCCUUGAGUCUGAUAACCAUCUUACUUGCAGUGACAAUCACCUCAGCAUGAUGAACUCAGACUCCAGUGGCGCAUGCAAGCUACAGAGGCCAAAUUACCUCAUGGAAAAUGCUAUUAAUGAACAGAUGAGUGAUAGUAGAGGCCAAACAGUCUCUGGAGAUCAGCAAGGACAACAGGCACAGUCUGUGAUGCUACCGCUGAGCUCACAGCAGCAUCAAGAAGAUCACCAGCAGCAUCAGCGGUGUGAUUUCAGCAGCUCAGUGAAAGACCUCCUGACAGACAGCAGCCUGGCUGCUGGCAGUCAGCUCAUGGAACAGGUGUCCGAGCUAACGUCAGGCGGGGCAGAUUUCCCAUGUGAAAUCAGAAUGACAUCGGAGCUCUCCAGCACCAUCAAUGACCUUAAUGCACUGGAUACAAAUCUUCUGUUUGACCCCAACCAACAGCAAGGGCAAUAUCAAAGCACUGCCGGGGAGGAGGAGGAGUUUGUGAAUGAUCCACUGUUUCAGCAUAUAACCAGCGAGACAGCACAUUCAAGUGGGUUGGACUGGCUGGAAAGCAAAGAUCAUCCAACUGUUGGGUUAAUGGGUUAA
This is a messenger RNA of Xyrichtys novacula (pearly razorfish), 16930 nucleotides long. The record is from the annotation of a GenBank genome assembly. Lineage: Eukaryota; Metazoa; Chordata; Actinopteri; Labriformes; Labridae.